Molecule: messenger RNA, 986 nt
Organism: Condylura cristata (star-nosed mole)
Lineage: Eukaryota; Metazoa; Chordata; Mammalia; Eulipotyphla; Talpidae
Gene: MED27
Product: mediator complex subunit 27
Exons: 8
Coding region: 21-956 (311 amino acids)
Biological process (GO): regulation of transcription by RNA polymerase II
Cellular component (GO): mediator complex
Molecular function (GO): transcription coactivator activity
Source: RefSeq, a predicted model, not a curated record
CCUACGGUGGCGGCGGCAACAUGGCCGACGUGCUGAGCGUCGGGGUGAACCUGGAGGCUUUUGCACAGGCCAUCAGUGCCAUCCAGGCGCUGCGCUCCAGCGUGAGCAGGGUGUUCGACUGCCUGAAGGAUGGCAUGCGGAACAAGGAGACGCUGGAGGGCCGGGAGAAGGCCUUCAUCGCGCACUUCCAGGACAACUUGCUUUCUGUCAACCGGGACCUCAACGAGCUGGAGCGUCUGAGCAACUUGGUGGGCAAGCCGUCUGAGAGCCACCCUCUCCACAACAGCGGGCUGCUGAGCCUGGACCCAGUGCAGGACAAGACCCCCCUCUACAGCCAGCUCCUUCAGGCCUACAAGUGGUCCAACAAGCUGCAGUACCACGCAGGCCUGGCGUCCGGCCUUCUGAACCAACAGUCCCUGAAGCGCUCCGCCAACCAGAUGGGAGUAUCUGCCAAGCGCAGGCCCAAGGCCCAGCCCACCACUCUGGUCCUGCCGCCGCAGUAUGUGGACGACGUGAUCAGCCGCAUUGACAGGAUGUUUCCUGAAAUGUCCAUCCACCUCUCCAGGCCCAACGGAACGUCAGCGAUGCUUCUGGUGACCUUGGGGAAGGUGCUGAAAGUGAUCGUCGUCAUGCGCAGCCUGUUCAUCGACCGGACCAUCGUGAGGGGCUACAGCGAGAACGUGUACUCCGAGGAUGGCAAGCUUGACAUAUGGUCCAAAUCCAACUAUCAGGUGUUCCAGAAGGUGACGGACCACGCCACCACCGCCCUGCUCCACUACCAGCUGCCCCAGAUGCCCGAUGUCGUGGUCAGAUCCUUCAUGACCUGGCUGAGGAGUUACAUAAAGCUGUUCCAGGCGCCGUGCCAGCGCUGCGGGAGGUUCCUGCAGGACGGCCUCCCCCCCACGUGGAGGGACUUCCGCACGCUCGAGGCCUUCCACGACACCUGCCGCCAGUAGCCGCCCGCUCGGCCCCGGGGCCCGCGCUGG